Molecule: messenger RNA, 423 nt
Organism: Pieris macdunnoughi
Lineage: Eukaryota; Metazoa; Arthropoda; Insecta; Lepidoptera; Pieridae
Source: the annotation of a GenBank genome assembly
AUGGAUCUUCACCUGCAUUUGACGGUUGCAUCUCGUGUAUUAGAUCGUAAAUGGGGUACACCCAUUGAUUUAGAUACAUACACUGAUUUUAGAACCUGUCUUCCCGCCGAAAUAGAUAUGCCGACAACUACGUUUUCGUCUGAAGAAUACUUAAGAUCAGUGCGUAGAAAGUACAAGCCCAAACGAAGAGAAUCUUUUGGUGAUAUUUCUAUAUCUAGAAUGCGUUCUACGAGUGAUUUGGGUUCUUCAGACAGUGAUAUCAGUAUUUUAAGCGAACACUAUUUUCAAUACGAAACUAGCCACAAAGGGCAAGAAAUUUGUAAUGAGAAAAUGGCUGAGAAAAAAUAUAUACAUUACAGGCGAUUGAAGAAUGUUAUAAAAAGGUUAAAAACGAAAUUGUUAAAUUUGAAAACCCACAACUGA